AUGUCCCGAUCCUCGUCAAACCCUAUUCCGGCAACACCCAGAGUAAUAUCCCCUUCACCGACGCCGUCGGAUGCCCGGGAAGCAUUACAAGAUGGAUAUCUGGGGCCUAUGACCAGAUCGGCGAGGAAGAAACAGUCGCAGUCGGCGUCUCACGCAUCCAUAAACGAAGAUCUAGACGAGGAUGAGGAGAUCGGCGAUGAGCUAAGAAGGGCCAGAUCAAAAAGCAGAAGUCCUAUAAGGGUUCGGAAACCAACCGGCCUGACACCUGUGAACGCCAAGGCAUCAAACUCAACAUUAAAGCCAUCGCCGAAACCUCCUGGCGGAAAAGAAACGAAUGGACAUCUGUCACCAGCUAGUGCCAGCACAGGGUGGAGUUGGAGAGACAUCAGUCGAAGUCCCAGUCCGCUCGGCUUGAUUCCUAUCCACAGGCACUGGAGGUCUUUCGUACACCGACACGAGGUUCCGCGAAAGAUGCUGCAUGUGUCGAUCGGGUUCUUCGUUAUAUGGGCCUAUGUCCACGGUCUACAGACCUCUCAAAUCACGCCGUAUCUUAUGGGGGCUUUCAUACCGAUCGCAACAGUUGACUAUAUACGUUUUACAUAUCCCUCAUUUAAUCGUCUAUAUGUCCGCGUUUGCGGCGCUCUGAUGCGUGAAACCGAGUAUGAAGGAUGGAAUGGCGUCAUCUGGUACCUCCUCGGGGCAUGGAUUGUUCUGACGUUCUUCCCAAAGGACAUCGGGGUCAUGGGCGUUCUUCUCCUCAGUUGGUGUGAUACAGCUGCAAGCACCGUGGGACGGCUCUACGGGCGCUACACGCCUCGCAUCAGGAGCGGCAAAUCGGUCGCUGGAUCGCUUGCUGCCUUGGUUGUUGGUGUGGUUACCGCGGUUGGUUUCUGGGGGUAUAUAGCGCCGCGGUACGGCCCCUUUGUCAACGACAUAGACCAACCUUUUAUGUUCACAGGAGCCUUGGCUCUCCCAGAGGCUAUCCGUGAUCUGUUUGGUCUAACUGCGGCUCAAGCAAGCAUCAGCGGAGGACUGGCACUGGCGGUGAUGAGUCUGUGGACUGGGUUUGUGGCAUCAGCGAGUGAAGUAAUUGAUAUGUUUGGCUGGGACGACAACUUGACGAUACCGGCACUGAGUGGGCUUGGAAUGUGGGGAUUUCUCAAGGUAUUUGGAUAG
Messenger RNA from Venustampulla echinocandica, 1176 nucleotides. Its product is annotated as Cytidylyltransferase. The coding region runs from base 1 to 1176 and encodes 391 amino acids. The record is from RefSeq and is a predicted model, not a curated record. The transcript has a single exon. Gene Ontology annotation, molecular function: ATP-dependent diacylglycerol kinase activity. Gene Ontology annotation, biological process: phosphatidic acid biosynthetic process. Gene Ontology annotation, cellular component: endoplasmic reticulum membrane. Lineage: Eukaryota; Fungi; Ascomycota; Leotiomycetes; Helotiales; Pleuroascaceae.